Molecule: messenger RNA, 1949 nt
Organism: Hyaloscypha bicolor E
Lineage: Eukaryota; Fungi; Ascomycota; Leotiomycetes; Helotiales; Hyaloscyphaceae
Exons: 3
Coding region: 127-1731 (534 amino acids)
Biological process (GO): regulation of transcription by RNA polymerase II
Molecular function (GO): zinc ion binding; DNA-binding transcription activator activity, RNA polymerase II-specific
Source: RefSeq, a predicted model, not a curated record
CAGCCUCCUCAAACAACAAUCAGGUCCCCACGUCAAUCUUAAUCCUAGUCAGUGGCGUGGAACGUUCCAUAUAAGAGCAAUGUUCUGCCUUGGUCUCACCAAAGUUGGAAUACGAAGUUCGUGGCCAUGGACAGCAAUUUCUCGUUCUUUGCUUUGCCAGCUGCAUCCGGGACCCCUCCAGCGAAGCUGCAGGUUGAUGCUGCCGGGAAUCCCCUACGGAAACGUCAGCCACAUCAUAAAUCAAGAAAUGGAUGUGCGACUUGUAAGCGGAGGAAAGUUAAAUGCGACGAAACAUCACCUGCUUGUCUAAAUUGCACAAGGAGAAAUUUGCAAUGCAGUUUCAAAGUCUCACUUGGACCGGCGGAGGCCCAUUCCAGGAGACGGAUUGAAGUGGCGAAAACGUCUGGACCGUCUCAAAGUACUUCGCUAAGUCAACUAGAAUUUCUCAAUAGACUUACUAGGCAAUAUCGGGAGAUCUGUUUGACAGACAUCUUUCACAUUCAAAUGCCAGGGUUUAGUGCGGAAGUUGAAGAUGAUGGAAAUUCGGUUUAUCAAGGACCGAAUGCUGGCCAGCCUCACAGGUCACGACUGAAUUGGCUAGAAAUGCUCGACAAACAUUCAACAGACCACCGUGCAGGAGUGGCUUGUCCAACCUGUUUUACACGUGCAGGCAUGCCAGUAGAAGAUGUUCAUAAUACAGAAGAGGUCACCCCAUCAUGCAAUCUUAUGGAACUUGCCCCAAGCAUGAGUUCCAAAGAGCGGGAGCUUCUUCUGUAUUUUGAAAAGUUCACAUCCCAGAACCUCGCCCUUUGUGAGACACUAUGGCGAACAGUUGUAUUGAAGAGCGCCUGGCAGUAUGACUUUGUCAAGAGCGCUAUUCUCCUCGUCACGAUAGCUCAUAUGAAGCACAACACACCUACAUACCACCACGACCGCGAAUCUGAUCUGCAAUACAUAUCCUGUGCUCUUUCGGGUUUACGAGGUGCCUUGAAUUUAGACAUGACUUGCGAAAACUUGGAGUCCAUUAUUAGCUGCACAUCUUUGCUCGUUCACUACGCAUGGUCGCACAUGGAGCACGAUCUAAACGCCGACAUAGAUAUUGCUGUAUGCUUCAGUCAUACGGCCGACCACUUCCAUGGCUUAAAGGACUGCAUGGCCCUCGUUCGGGGGGCAUUCAGUCAAACCAAAUGGUCAAGCGUCUUGGUCUACAGUCCCAGGGUCAACUUAGAACGGUAUUUGAUGGAAUCGCAGUCCACGGCCAACAAGCUAGAGAACGUCUUUUUCCACUGCAUCGAUUGCGGACUCAGUACAAGAGCUCCUGAUAACGCCUCAAAUAACAACGUCUCCGCCCUCAAACGGCUCAUUAUUGUUCUGAACGUCAUUUGCAUCAGUUCACCUGACAUUGAAUCAACUGGCCUUUUGCCAGACAUUUAUCGAUAUCUGUUCACUUGGCCCUCCAGUGGUAAGAUGUCCACCAAAGGGUUUAUACUGCAAAUUGGCGAGGGAAAUCCUGUAUCGUUGACGAUUCUAUUAUACUACUACGCAGCAAUUCUGCGCGUAUACACGGAGAAGAUCUGGUGGAUGCGAGAUGGAGCCACAAUGAUGUUCAAUAAACUGCGGUCAAAGUUGGGUGGGCAUUGCUCGCGGUGCACUGAUAUCCCAUUGUCAUUGCUAGCCCCGCCCGAGCAACAGGCCACUGCUGCUUACAAUCAUGGAAAUUGGAAGCAUUAGGUUUACCUCAUUGAAAAUAUUGCAAGAAAUAUGGGACCCGGAAAGAUUGAGACAUUUACAAACUGUGUCCCUUGCAAAUGGUUGAGAGUUGAGACCGCAGACUGGUGGAAAAGAUAUCCUGCCAAGGCCCUCGAACCGGUGGAACACGCAAUGCUUACCCGAUGGGCAGAGCACUGUUUCCAUGUAGCUAAUCCCCGAGAAGUAUCAGAUCCAAAAAC